Molecule: messenger RNA, 481 nt
Organism: Enterobius vermicularis (human pinworm)
Lineage: Eukaryota; Metazoa; Nematoda; Chromadorea; Rhabditida; Oxyuridae
Source: the annotation of a GenBank genome assembly
ACAAUUAAACAUUGUCUCUUGGUUUUUUUUUUUUUUCUUUCUCGGUAACCAAUAUAAACUACAAUUUUAGCCGGUGAAUCAAAGAACAAUAAAUGAAUCACUGUGGUCUAUUGAGGGUCAAUAUCUGUGGGAUUUGAAUGCUACACUACGAAAAGAAAUUGUUGUAGCUGACGUCAGAUUUGAAUGGCCAAUUGUGGUGAACAAUCGUUUUCCAAUUUCAAUUCGUGAUACCACCGAGAUGGAUGUUAUGGAAAUCAUUUGCUCAUAUGUAAGCUGCUCAUCUAUUGAAGAUUUCUGUUCUAAUUCAUUUAGACCAUUUGGUCAUUGCUGUAACAUAUGCGGUAAAAAAGUUUUUUUUUUAUUUUUUUCCUUGUUUGUUUCGUCUAAAUACAUCGUCAUUUUGUUUAUAUUAAAUAUUUUUGAUGCCAUAUUGACGAGAAUUGAAGAAAAAAAAAAAAAAAAAAAGAAAACAGAAUGUUAA